GUGAAGUGCGAGAAUGUUGUCGUUCCAACUGUGGACGAGCUUGAAGUGUGGGUGUCCAUGCUGAAGACAUGGCAUACUGCUCCUCUCGUCAGCCAAGACUUUGAUGUGCCAAAAGACAGACCUGUGAUGCCAGAGCAGGCCUUCCUGCUGCAGAUGUCGAUGACAAUGGCCUUGCUGCCUUACUGCCGGUAUGACUUUUUCGGUGGUCUCUAUCAAGGCUUCACCCCGGAAGGAGCUGACAAACCCAACCUCAUUGAAGCCCAAUUCAUGGGUGACGAGCACGAGCCAGGACAGAAGGAUACGGAGGCACACAUGGUCGCCUACGUUGUGAGCCUGAAGGAUGGAGGCUUUGGUCUCAUCCUGGGCUACAAGGGAACUUCGGCUGGCGGAUCGGUCGCUUGCUACGUGCCCUUUCCUGGUUGCAGCAUUUUGUUUGGCCAAGACACAAACGACUGGUACAAAAAUUGGGAUGCCGCCGCUGCGAGAUUGUUCGUGGGCAACGACCAGAUCCAGGUGCAUCGCGGGUUCUUAGAGUACAAAAGAAGCCUCGACAAGCGGAUGGCAAGGUCACCUAUUCCGCAAGAAAUGAAAGCCAUUUUGGAAUCUUGGGGUGUCAAGAAGCACUAUGAGAACUUCUGGCAACUGGUGACAUCUUCUGACUGGAAAUGGUGCGUGUGUGUUGGGCACAGCCUCGGUGGCGGCAUGGCGUCCAUUGCUGCGGCUACGCUUUCAACACGUACCCAAUCCGAUGACAAAGGCCAUGUCUAUGAGGUCGUUGUUGGUGCGCCUAAUGCGGGCAACAAGGCAUUCGCAGACAUGAUGUCCAG
Symbiodinium pilosum is the source of this 827-nucleotide messenger RNA. The record is from the annotation of a GenBank genome assembly. Lineage: Eukaryota; Dinophyceae; Suessiales; Symbiodiniaceae.